Molecule: messenger RNA, 1386 nt
Organism: Vavraia culicis subsp. floridensis
Lineage: Eukaryota; Fungi; Microsporidia; Pleistophoridae
Exons: 1
Coding region: 1-1386 (461 amino acids)
Source: RefSeq, a predicted model, not a curated record
AUGAUAAAACCAACAAACGUAUCGCACACAAAACCAGUACAAUCGCACCCGCUGGCCGAGGACACACGUUUUAAAAAGACGUUCGAGCUUAUCGCACGCAACGGAUACACACAGUACUCUGAAGUUUCCCGCAAUGGCAACUGCUUUUACACAUCGAUAAUCGUGAGCCUGCUUUACGGUGAUGAUAUUACCGUGAAGAAUGAUUUUAAGGCUUUGAUAGUGAAGGGCGGUGUUGAGGAGUACGUGUUUGAGGAUUUUUAUGAUGAUUUUAUGGGGUUUAUGAGGGAGAGGAAGAUUAUUAGGGAGAGUGGAGGGUUGGUGGAUGAGAAUGGAGGGAGUGGUGAUGAGAGAUGUGCGGAUGAGAGAUGUGGUGAUGGGAGAUGUGCGGAUGAGAGAUGUGCGGAUGAGAGAUGUGCGGAUGAGAGAUGUGCGGAUGAGAGUGGAAAUGAUGAGAGGAAAGGAAAAUGUGGAGAUAAUGAUGGGAAGAAAGGAAAAUAUGGAGAUAAUGAUGAGAGGAAAGGAAAAUAUGGAGAUAAUGAUGAGAGGAAAGGAAAAUAUGGAGAUAAUGAUGGGAAGAAAGGAAUUGAUGGGAAAAGCACCGAGAAGUGUGAAAAUGGUGGCAAAGGUGAUCGCAUGGGAUGUGCGAGUGAUGAACGAAGUAGUAAGAAACAGAACAUGGCGGGUGAAAAUAUAAAUGCGAGGAGAGCGGAUGAGAAAAGAAUGAAUGACAGGAACAUGACAAACAAAUCGAAUGGCGGUGUUGUUGAGCAGAAAGCGGAACAGAUGAGCAGUGCAACAAACAAGCAGCAUAUAAAUGACAUGGUCAUGGAGCAGCACGAUGCAACCACGAGUGACAGUCUGAUCGGUGUGAACCUGCAAAUCAAUUCGUGCAACGGUGCAUCUACCACGGCCCUUCUAAGCGAUUGGAGCGCAAGCACAAGGUCGGUAAACACGGACACGAACUCACCGCAAGCAGAGGCACGCGAUGAUGAAUCAAAGGACCAAAGGGAUCAGUUCUACCAGUGCUCAAGUGCAGAUUACUUUAUUGAUGAGUCCGUAGAAAUACGUGAUAAGGACAGCAUGUUUGAGAUGAUAGACCUUAACUCGCUUACGAUGUUUCUGAAGCUGCUGAUCUCAACGGAGAUGAAGCUGAAUGAGGAUCUGUAUGCACCGUUUCUGGCAAAGCCUGUGGGUGCAUACGUAUCAGAAUCGGUGGAGCCUUUCUACAAGGAUACUGAAUAUGUUGAUAUAAUGGCAUUCAGCCGCAUGCUUGGCAUAAAAGUUCUUGUGUACACGAUAGAAGGGCAGUGCAAUGAAAUUGGGGAUGGAAGUGUUGAGCUGGGGAUCCUCCACACGUUUGACCACUUUGAGCCGCUUCUGAAAUAA